UACUGGCACUUGGUCCACAGCCGCCUCCGUCUUGGCGAUUUAUGUGCUCGUCCAGAUACUUGGAGUCACACAGCACAGAAACGGAUGUCGACCAAGAUUCCCAUCUAAGCUCGUCCCAUUUGCCUGCAUUUGGCCCAUUAUCCCUCUAAACCGUUCCUAUCCAUGGACCUGUCCGAGUGCCUUUUAAAUGUUCUUUUAAAUUAAACUUCUGAAAUGUUGUGAGAGUCUCUGCCUCCACCACCCCCUCAGGCAGUGUGUCCCAGAUUCCAACCACCCUCUAGGGGGAAAAGAUUCUUCCUCAAAUCCCUUCUUUUGACACCCCAGAAAAGUUUCCUACUAUCUACCUUGUCUGUGCCCCCCAUAAUUUGAUAUGCCUCCAUUAGGUUCCCCCCUUGGCUUUGUCCACUCCAAGGAAAACAGACCCAGCUCUCUGGUUUCUCCUCUAACUGAAAUAUUCCAUCCAAGCCAACAUCCGGGUGAAUCACCUCAGCACCCUCCCCCAUGCAACCACGUCUUUCCUAUAGUGUGGUGACCAGAACUGCACACAGGUGCAAAUUGGCACACAUGCAAAUUGCUUUUAAAAACAACAGAGGGCAGUUAAAAAAGCAAUAAGGGGAGAAAAGAUGAAACAUGAAGGUUUGGUGACCAUGGCGGCUGACCAGGUCUCAGGUAAAGUCACCUUGUUCAAGAGGGAGGAGAGCGAAGCCGUGUAUCGCAUCCCCUCCCUCCUUUACCUCGACAGAGAUGCAGUUUUUUUAGCGUUUGCGGAGAAACGGAGCUCUUCCAGUGAUUUGGAUGCCAAGAGUCUGGUGCUACGGAGAGGGAAUUUUCAAGAUGGAUCAGUGAAGUGGGAGAAUGAGGUCCAACUGAAGACUGCCGGGCAGCCGGGCUACCGCUCCAUGAACCCGUGCCCGGUGUACGAGCAGCAGCAAGGAGUCGUCUAUCUCUUCUUCAACUGCAUCAAGGAGGGGGUGUCGGAGAGGCAGCAGAUCUUCUGCGGGAAGGACGCCACCAAACUCUGCUACGUGCUGAGCCGAGAUGCGGGGGUCACCUGGGGCCCGCUGACCGACCUGACGGACACUGUGCUGGGCCCGUGGGUCGGCCACUGGGGCACCUUCUCCGUUGGCCCCGGUCACGGCCUCCAGCAGGCGUGCGGGACGCUGAUCAUCCCCGCCUACACGUACAUCAUCAGCCAGAGCUGCCGCCUCCUGCCGCCCUGGUUCCGCACGGCACCCCACCCCUUCUACUUCUACAGCCAGGACGGUGGCGAGAGCUGGCAAGUGGGCGAGCCGGUGACCAAGUACCAGGCGGCGGAAUGUGAGCUGGCAGAGAUCGCCAUCGCCAACAACAACCGCGUGCUGUACUGUAACGCCCGGACGAAGGGUCAGGCAAGGGUGGAGGCUGUCAGCCUGGAGCCCGGGUGUUUCGAGAUUGCCCGCCUAGCCAAAGGGCUGGUGGACAGCAAGAGGGGGUGCCAGGGCAGUGUGGUGAGUUUCCCUGUGCCCGACGUACAGCCCAACACAGGGGAGCAGGUGUCCUGGCUCCUGUACACACACCCGACCGGGGAGCGCGGAUUCUGGGGCCACAGGCACAACCGCACCAACCUGGGCAUCUUCGUUAACCCCAGGCCCCUGCAGAAACACCAGUGGCGCGGGCCCUGGGUCAUCCAGACUGGGCCCUGCGGUUACUCUGACCUCGCCUAUGUUGGCAGCGCAGCCACCUUUGCCUGUCUGUAUGAAUGCGGCACGGACGUCUCCUGGGAGCGCAUCGUGUUCUGUCUCUUCUCCGCCAAGGACGUGAUGAAGAACGUCUCCUCGCGGCAUGGCAGCGAGCCAGCAGAAGGGAGGCAACUCCUAGCUGGGGCACUGUAAACACCUCUGCUUGUAUGCAUGCAUGGAACAUGCGUGCAUGCAUUUCCAUGUAUAUGUAACACAGGCACUGCAUCUUCUGCACACCAGGUCUGUUCGCAGGAUGCAGUCCCAGAUCCAGCCCCUCACCCCCUCCAGCUUGUAUUCCAAUUCCCGCAGAUCUGACCACAGCAACACCACAGCUCACAUUGGCUCAUCCCACAGUGACACCCAUUUGCCUGCCCUGUCCGGCUGGGAUCAAUGUGCCAGAAAGCCAGGUACAUUGUCACGGCCCCCGUUGAGAUCGGGUCCAGAAGGCGCUGUGUGUGGGGCGUCACCAGCUGGGCACAGAGCAAGAGGGGGAUGUGCUGCUGCUUUGUUUUUUUUUGCUGUACGUUGCCACAUGUAGAAUAUUUACAAUGUAUUAAUCACCAGUGGUAGUCGCAGUGCCAGCAUUUGCCUGUCCCUAAUUACCCCUGAACAGAGCAGGGCAGCUGAGGGUGCCUGUGGUCACCUUGAGCCCAGGUGUCCUUCCCUGAAGGACAUUCAUGAACCAAAUACCUUUUUAGACAAUCCAGGGGUUUCAUGGUCACCAUUAGAAGGUAUUUUUUAAUAAAGGUUUUUUCCAGA
Messenger RNA from Pristis pectinata (smalltooth sawfish), 2477 nucleotides. Its product is annotated as sialidase-3-like. The record is from RefSeq and is a predicted model, not a curated record. Gene Ontology annotation, biological process: oligosaccharide catabolic process; ganglioside catabolic process. Gene Ontology annotation, molecular function: exo-alpha-sialidase activity. Gene Ontology annotation, cellular component: membrane; cytoplasm; lysosome. The coding region runs from base 624 to 1871 and encodes 415 amino acids. NCBI's taxonomy places the organism in Eukaryota, Metazoa, Chordata, Chondrichthyes, Rhinopristiformes, Pristidae. The transcript is spliced from 3 exons.